AUGACAAGAACAAAAGUGGGAAGUCGACAGCUGAGAGAUUAUCGGAAGCUUAAAGCUCCGAUUUUCGAAGGAGAUGACGCAUUUGGAUGGAUUUACAAGGUGGAACGAUUUUUUGAGAUCCAAGAUAUUGGAGUACAUGAUCUGUUGAAGGCGGCGGCAAUUUGCUUGGAUGGUAAGGCCUUGGCAUGUCUUCCAUCACCACCAUCAAUAAAUAUAUCUCAUGAUGACGGUUUCGACUUUACCAUUGUUCAUGAAACCCCGAGAAAUGACUAUAAUGCCCUUGAUCAUGAGCCACCCAUUGUGAAGGAAACACCAAUCAAGAGCAGUUACCCUGCUACUCUUGAAUCUGUCUCCGAGUCAACCAUAAUCUAA
Messenger RNA from Lactuca virosa, 372 nucleotides. NCBI's taxonomy places the organism in Eukaryota, Viridiplantae, Streptophyta, Magnoliopsida, Asterales, Asteraceae. The record is from the annotation of a GenBank genome assembly.